Haemonchus placei is the source of this 750-nucleotide messenger RNA. The record is from the annotation of a GenBank genome assembly. Lineage: Eukaryota; Metazoa; Nematoda; Chromadorea; Rhabditida; Trichostrongylidae.
GAGCUUGACAUGCUGAGCAUGGGCUCAGCAGGUCGUACUGUACUGCAAGGACCUUCACUUCCCUGCCAACUUCACAAUGUGAUUGUUUCGAGGUGUGACGGUGGUGUUGCCUCGUCGAGUGACACAUCAUCGUCGUCCUGCUCCCCUUCAUCCACCGAAAACCUUCAUCAGCAACAGCAUCGACAACAUCAACAACAAUUGAAGAGUAGCGAUGCAUCACUUGACUCGACAGUAGCUUCAAUUCUGAAUCAUUCUCUAAAGCCUGAGCCAUCGGAUCCGGAUUACUCAGUUGAAGGUCCCAAUGGUUCUGCAACAGCGUCUACGCAUCGACUGCCGAUGCAACCAAUGUCACUGCAUUUAGCUGCUGGUUACGGUGGACGCUGCUCGAAUGAUAGUGGUGUUAGCGGUGGAGCGAUGAGUACAACAUCCAGUUCUGGUACUCCAACACCAGUUCGACGAUCACGCUCCAGUCACGAUGGUAUGCUGAAAUGCCAAUUCUGUCCAAAGAAAUGGGCUGAUCAAGCUGCGUUACAUACGCAUAUGGCAGACUGUCGAAUGAUGCGUGGACAUGAAUGUGCCCAAUGUGGAAAACGGUUUAAGGCUCGUGGCGGUUUACAACAGCAUCUUCGCAUUCAUUCGAACGAUCGACCUUACGCUUGCCAUUUUUGUGCGAAGCGAUUCACACAGAAAAGCCAUGUUGAUCAACAUGAACGAAUUCACACCGGUAAGAUUUUGUUUUUUGGCCUUUAA